AUGAGCAGGACAAUAGAAAUUACGAAAGCCGUCUGUAUUGUUUACAUGGUCGCUGUCUUCCUUCGUAACACUGGUCGUGUGAUGAAAGCCAUCGAGCUAUGCCAGGAAUGUCUGAUUGUGCUAAACUGUCGAGUGCUGAUUAAAGACACUCAAUUAGCCAACUUACUUUUCCAUACUAUCUACAUCGUUAUGAUCAAUUCGUACGAAGCUUUGCAUGAGCACACAAUUGCCGAAAAAUACUUGAGGAAACUACUUCUUUCGCUGAACCAGACCUCUGAUGACACCGUCAAUAAAGGAUGGCUAAAUUUACGACUGGCACGUGCACUUCGGGCACAAAAUAACUUACUUGAGGCCAGAAAAUUUUAUGAAUCAGCAAUAAAAAUUAUGAAGACGAAUGACAACACACAAAUACUAUGGCUUUGUUAUGAAGAAAUGGGAACACUACUUCAUUCCAUAGGAGAAUAUGACCAGUGUAAAUCAUAUCUGGAGAAGGGGCUUGCUCUUUCCAUGGACAUCUGCGACAGGUAUGGAGAAGCAAUAAGCUGCGGAAACCUCGGAACAUUGUUCCAAUCGCUAGGUAAAUAUGACAAGGCCCGAGAAUAUCAAGAGAAAGCACUUGCCAUUAGAAGAGAAAUUGGAGACAGAAAAGGAGAAGCAAUAAGUUACGAAAACCUCGGAACAACCUUCCAGUCGCUUGGUAAAUAUGACAAGGCCCGAGAAUAUCAAGAGAAAGCACUUGCUAUCAACUUAGACAUUGGAGACAGAAAUGGAGAAGCAACAAGCUUGGGAAAUCUCGGAACAUUGUUCUACUUGCUUGGAAAAUGUGACAAGGCCCGAGAAUAUCACGAGAAAGCGCUCGCUAUCACAAUAGAAAUUGGCCACAGAAAGGGAGAGGCAAAAAGCUACGGAAACCUUGGAAUAUUGUUCCAAUUGCUUGGUAAAUAUGACAAGGCUCGAGAAUAUCAGGAGAAAGCACUUGCUAUCACAACAGAAAUUGGCGACAGAAAUGGAAGAGCAAAAAGUUUUGGAAACCUGGGAAUAUUGUUCCAAGCCCUUGCUAAAUAUGACAAGGCCCGAGAAUAUCAAGAGAAAGCACUUGCUAUCAACUUAGACAUUGGAGACAGAAAUGGAGAAGCAACAAGCUUGGGAAAUCUCGGAACAUUGUUCUACUUGCUUGGAAAAUGUGACAAGGCUCGAGAAUAUCACGAGAAAGCGCUCGCUAUCACAAUAGAAAUUGGCCACAGAAAGGGAGAGGCAAAAAGCUACGGAAACCUUGGAAUAUUGUUCCAAUUGCUUGGUAAAUAUGACAAGGCUCGAGAAUAUCAGGAGAAAGCACUUGCUAUCACAACAGAAAUUGGCGACAGAAAUGGAAGAGCAAAAAGUUUUGGAAACCUGGGAAUAUUGUUCCAAGCCCUUGCUAAAUAUGACAAGGCCCGAGAAUAUCAAGAGAAAGCACUUGCUAUCAACUUAGACAUUGGAGACAGAAAUGGAGAAGCAACAAGCUUGGGAAAUCUCGGAACAUUGUUCUACUUGCUUGGAAAAUGUGACAAGGCUCGAGAAUAUCACGAGAAAGCGCUCGCUAUUACAAUAGAAGUUGGCAACAGACAAGGAGAAGCAACAAUCUACGGAAACCUCGGAACGUUAUUCCAAGCCCUUGGUAAAUAUAACAACGCCCGAGAAUAUCAGAAGAAAGCACUUGCCAUCAGAUUAGAAAUUGGCAACAGAAAUGGAGAGGCAAAAAGCUACGGAAACCUAGGAAUAUUGUUCCAGUCGCUUGGUAAAUAUGACAAGGCUCGAGAAUAUCAGGAGAAAGCACUUGCUAUCACAAUAGAAAUUGGCGACAGAAAUGGAGAAGCAUCAAGCUACGGAAACCUGGGUAUACUGUUUCAAUCACUGGGUCAAUACGACAAGGCUCAAGUAUAUCAGGAGAAAGCUCUCGCCAUUAGAAUAGAAAUUGGAGACAGGCACGGAGAAGCAACAAGUUACGGAAAUCUCGGAACAUUGUUUGAAGCCCUUGGUAAAUAUGGCAAGGCCCGAGAAUAUCAGGAGAAAGCCCUUGCUAUCACAAUAGAAAUUGGUGACAGAAAUGGAGAAGCAACAAGCUACGGAAACCUAGGAACAUUGUCUCAAUCACUGGGUCAGUGCGACAAGGCCCGAAUAUAUCAAGAGAAAGCACUCGCCAUUGGAAUAGAAGUGGGCGACAGGGAUAGAGAAGCAAUAGUCUGCGGAAACCUCGGUACAUUGUUCAGAGCCCUUGGUAAAUAUGACAAGGCCCGAGAAUAUCAGGAAAAAGCACUUGCUAUCCGAUUAGAUAUUGGCCAUAGAAAUGGAGUGGCAACAAGCUACGGAAACCUGGGAACAUUGUUCCAAGACCUUGGUAAAUAUGACCAGGCCCGAGAAUAUCAAGAGAAAGCACUUGCCACCAGAAUAGAAAUUGGCGACAGAAAUGGAGAAGCAGCAAGCUACGGAAACCUUGGAAAACUGUUCGAGUUAGUCGGCAGAUAUGAAAAGGCCCGAGAAUAUUAUGAGAGAGCACUUGCUAUCACUACAGAAAUUGGCGAGUGGAAAGGACAAGCUAAAAACCACAACAACUUCGGGACAUUGUUCUCGACGCUCGGUGAAUAUGACAAGGCUCAAGAACAUUACGAGAAAGCACUAAGAAUGUGGAAGAGAGUGGGCAAUAGAAAAGAAGAGGCAACCAUUUAUGGAAACUUAGGAAAUCUCUUCAUUGUGCUCGGUAAAUACCGAAAAGCUGACGAGUAUUUGGAGAAAGCACUGGCCAUUAGAUUGGAAAUUUGUGACCGAAGAGGAGUAGCAGCAAAUUACGAACACCUUGGGCUAAUUUCCCUUCAGUGUGGUUGUCAUGAUAAGGCUCAAGAAUAUCACAAUAAUGCCCUUGCAAUUCAAAUGGAAAUUAGCGAUAAAGAAGGAACAUUGGCCAGUCUUAUGAAUUUAGGAUUGUGUUUUCAGUCGCUUGGUAAAUAUGAAAUAACCAAAGAAUACUUCAAGAAGGCUCUCCUUUUAAGCAGAGAUAUUGGAAACAACUUGAAAGAGUUUCAAUGUCUUUGUUGUCUAACGAUGUUGUCAUGUGAAGAACAUGAAGAACGUGAAGAAGCCAUCUCGUAUCUUUUUCAAAGUAUUGCAAAAUACGACACUCUGCGAGCUUUUCUGGACGACAACGAUCAAUUCAAAACAUCCUUUUUAGAGGAGCACGGCACCUUUCCUUACAAGUUGCUCAGUGUGAUGCUUUGUUCCGCCGGUAAACCAAAAGAUUCUCUUUAUGUCGAAGAGCUGAGACGGGCGAGAGGCCUGGCUGACUUGAUGGCAGCUCGGUACUCUAUUGAAGAGCAGAUCUCAGGGAAUCCACAAUCAUGGUGUGGCAUUCAGGAAAUUAUCACAAGGGAGGUACACUGUGCAUGCCUGUACGUUUCGGUAGAGAAAGAAGAUGCACGUUUUUGGAUUCUCAAAGCAACGGGAGCUAUUCAUUUUACCGAAAAAGAGGUGGGCCUUGAAGCAAACUCGGUGACCGGAUUAGUCCCUGACUUAGAUGAGUUCCUGAAAGACAGCUUUCGCAGCCUUGGCAUUUUACCUCAAGAGAAUUGCGAGGAUCGAUCUCUAGAUGACACCGAAUCGAUGUCACUUCGCCAUGAAAGCCGCCCAGCUCCACGCGAUUAUAAUGCCAAAGAUAUCAAAGCAAAUCUCCAAUUAUGUUACGAGAUAAUCAUUGCUCCUGUGGCUAAUCUUCUUAAGGAGCCCGAGAUUAUAAUUGUUCCCGACUCUUGUAUGUACCAAGUACCAUUUGCAGCCCUAAGUGACGAAGGUAACAAGUAUUUAUCAGAGACAUUCCGCCUCCGAAUCGUUCCCUCUUUGACGACCCUCAAGUGCAUUCAGGACAGUCCUCCAGACUAUCAUAGUCAAACAGGUGCGCUGAUAGUGGGUGACCCUGAGGUUGGAGAAGUGAUUCAUAACGGAAGACGCAAGACAAUGACAGCGUUGCCAUGCGCAAGAAAGGAAGCAGAGAUGAUUGGAAGACUUCUUGGCGUAACACCUUUGAUUGGAGACCGUGCGAAAAAGCAAGCUGUACUUCAAAAGAUAAAUUCAGUAAGUCUAAUUCAUCUUGCUGCCCAUGGUUGUGCCGAAAGAGGGGAGAUUGCUCUUUCUCCUAUGCGCCCGUCGCUCUCUAUUCCACGAGAAAAAGACUACCUUUUAACAAUGGUGGACAUUUCAAAAAUCCAGCUGCGAGCUAAACUGGUGGUACUUAGUUGUUGUCACAGUGGUAAGGGAGAGAUUAAAGCCGAAGGAAUGAUCGGAAUCGCUCGAGCCUUCUUAGGAUCCGGCGCGCGCUCUGUGUUAGCGGCACGCUGGGCCCUGAACGACGAAGCCACAGAGCAGUUCAUGACUUGCUUCUACAAACACCUGUUCCGUGGUGAAAGUGCCAGCGAAUCUCUUCACGAGGCCAGAAGGUGGAUGAGAAAUAACGGUUUUGACAAAGUUUCUGAUUGGGCUCCGUUCAUGCUAAUUGGUGACAACGUGACAUUUGAUUUUAGAAGUUGGUCAGUGCCCAUCGCACCGUGA
Molecule: messenger RNA, 4575 nt
Organism: Pocillopora meandrina
Lineage: Eukaryota; Metazoa; Cnidaria; Anthozoa; Scleractinia; Pocilloporidae
Source: the annotation of a GenBank genome assembly